AACCCCGCGCCGUCGCGUCCUCCUUUCCCGGGCGGCUGCCGAAGAUGGCGGAGGGGCAGGUGCUGGUGCUCGAUGGCCGGGGCCAUCUCCUGGGCCGCUUGGCGGCCAUUGUGGCCAAGCAAGUGCUGCUGGGCCGAAAGGUGGUGGUUGUGCGCUGUGAGGGCAUCAACAUUUCUGGCAAUUUCUACAGGAAUAAAUUGAAGUACCUGGCAUUUCUUCGGAAACGAAUGAACACCAACCCUUCCCGGGGUCCUUACCACUUCCGGGCCCCCAGCCGCAUCUUUUGGCGGACUGUGCGAGGCAUGCUCCCGCAUAAGACCAAGCGCGGACAGGCCGCCUUGGACCGCCUCAAAGUGUUCGACGGGAUCCCACCACCCUACGACAAGAAAAAGCGCAUGGUGGUCCCUGCUGCACUCAAGGUGGUGCGCCUGAAGCCCACCCGAAAGUUUGCCUACCUGGGGCGCCUGGCCCAUGAGGUUGGCUGGAAGUACCAGGCCGUGACAGCCACCCUGGAGGAGAAAAGGAAGGAGAAGGCCAAGAUGCACUACCGCAAGAAAAAGCAGCUCAUGAGGCUACGGAAACAGGCAGAAAAGAAUGUGGAAAACAAAAUCAGCAAAUUCACAGAGGUCCUCAAGACCCAUGGACUCUUGGUCUGAGCCCAAUAAACGUGACUGUUCAUUCCA
Messenger RNA from Suncus etruscus (white-toothed pygmy shrew), 683 nucleotides. It is a transcript of the gene RPL13A, whose product is annotated as ribosomal protein L13a. Gene Ontology annotation, molecular function: structural constituent of ribosome; mRNA binding. The coding region runs from base 45 to 656 and encodes 203 amino acids. Lineage: Eukaryota; Metazoa; Chordata; Mammalia; Eulipotyphla; Soricidae. Gene Ontology annotation, cellular component: ribosome; cytosolic large ribosomal subunit. Gene Ontology annotation, biological process: translation; negative regulation of translation. The record is from RefSeq and is a predicted model, not a curated record. The transcript is spliced from 8 exons.